AUGGCGACGGAGAUGGAGCCAAGCGACGAGCAUGUCGUAUCUUUUGAAAACAUUGACGACUCACAACAACAGUUAUUUGCAGAAACGAAGCCGAGUUUAGAGUUCUUAAAUGAUACUAAAUCCAUAAGCCCGGAUACCGGCAAAAGGAAACGUAUACAACACAAUUAUAAGCGGCUCUCAAGUUCGGGAUACCUCGACGAAGUGUACGCUGACGGACGACGGCGAUUUUCGAGUACAGCGAGUGAAUCAGAGUUGUCACCGUCGCCUCCGAAACACAAAGCGAGACGAAAAAUGUUGAAUAAUUCUGAUCAGCUGCAUUUUGACGGAGGUGAUCCAGAACCAAAAGAAAAUGAACCUGUCCUAAACAACAAUGGAUAUUUAGCACCUCAAAUAAUCAUAAAGAAAGUGAAAGAACCCAAGCCUCGGUUGAAGAAACAUAGAAGUAGGAAGAAAGACGUUCGCCACCAGGAAACCCAGACUGUAUCAUGUUCAGCUACUACCAUUGUAGAUUCCAAAAGAUGUGAUAACUUGCACAUGCUACAAGAAACUAAAUCAGAGAAUCUUCACAUUCAAGAUGAUUCUAAAUUCUCAAAGUAUAUGCACAUUGUGAAAGACUCAAAUGGUGGAGCACUUGUGUUGCAUGCAUAUUCUGAGGAAAUUGCACAUUUACAGUAUGAGGAACUUGAGGAGUUUGCUGAUGAGUUUGUCAGGUUAUCGUUCUCCGAAGUGUCGCCUGGAGUGUCCCGUUUUGUUAUGAGCAUUGUGCAUGGAUCAGCUGCAUACCUGCCAGACUUGGUAGAACAUUUUACUUAUCACUACCCCAAUAUCAAAGUGAAAACUGAACUCAUUGGUAAGAAGUCAGACCUCAUAUCAACCACAAUGGAAGAGUUUCACAAAGAGGUUCAUAGGACAUACAGCAAUGGCACUUAUCGCUCAGGACCCAUGCUGCAAGUUAGUUUAGUUGGAACAGUCAGUGAAGAAGUUGGGGGGUAUUAUCCUGAAUUUCUCGACAUACUUGAACAGAAUCCAUUUAUUAAAAGAACAGUGCCAUGGAGUAACUUGUCAAUAUGUAACAUACCAAGGAAUCGUAGUAAUGAUGGGCCUAUUUUGUGGGUAAGGCCUGGUGAACAGAUGGUACCUACAGCUGAGAUGCCAAAAUCACCUUAUAAACAGAGGAGAAGGUAUGACACAGACAGACUAGUAAAAGAUGUGGUGUGUUUUGAUGCUGCCAAUUUCCAUGCUGUAGUAGAAGAAUUACAGUUGGAUCUUCAUGAACCCCCUAUGUCACAGUGUGUGCAAUGGUUAGAGACUGCCAAAUUGAAUCAUCUGAGAAGGGAAGGUGUUAAAUAUGCAAAGAUUGGUCUCCGAGACAAUGAUGUAUACUUCAUACCACGCAGUAUCGUCCAUCAGUUCCAAACCACUUCAGCCUGUACCAGCAUUGCUUGGCAUAUUAGACUUAAACAAUACUAUCCAGAGUAUACCGAAGAGGAGGAAGAUGAGCAGGACAAAAUGGAAGUGGCAGAAAAGGGAGAAGAGAUAGCAGCUGUAGUGGAAAAGGAGGAUGAAAGCAAUGAGAUGGAAGUUCAUGUGACAGAUAACUUAUCUACUGAGUCACAUUUGCAGGCAGUAUCUCAGCCAGUUGAGUUUUCAGAGUCUUCACCAGAAGUUGAUAAAACUUGCAAUGAUGAAGUGGCAGAAGUUCAACCGACUGCAAAUAAUGAUCUUAAGUUACAGAUCGAUGUAAAAGAAGAAGUAUUCGAAGAAGGCCACACAACAAAGACAGACAUGUAAUUUUGCAGUUUUUAUAGUAUUUAUUGCAAUUCAUGAUUUCCACACCUAGAAUUAAUUACAAAAUGACAGUAUUUCAAGAGUAAGAUCUAUACCAGAAUAUUCAAAUUCACCUGUAUUGAGGUUACAAAAAAUGCUCAUUUUCUCAUUUGUAGCAAUUGAACUCAGGUUUGCUCCAGCCCUAUGUUCAGAACAUCUAUAUGUUUAAUCAGCAUGUAGCAUGUAGAAUCUACACUACU
This is a messenger RNA of Saccoglossus kowalevskii, 2027 nucleotides long. Its product is annotated as lysine-specific demethylase RSBN1L-like. The record is from RefSeq and is a predicted model, not a curated record. NCBI's taxonomy places the organism in Eukaryota, Metazoa, Hemichordata, Enteropneusta, Harrimaniidae. Gene Ontology annotation, cellular component: nucleus.